Messenger RNA from Scylla paramamosain (green mud crab), 2598 nucleotides. Its product is annotated as neurotrimin-like. Gene Ontology annotation, cellular component: neuron projection. The transcript has 9 exons. The record is from RefSeq and is a predicted model, not a curated record. NCBI's taxonomy places the organism in Eukaryota, Metazoa, Arthropoda, Malacostraca, Decapoda, Portunidae. The coding region runs from base 543 to 1976 and encodes 477 amino acids.
GCGGGCUGCUGGGGUGGAAGUGGUGCUGGGACUGUUGGCUCGUCAUUCUCAGCCCGUACGCCGUCGGGAGAGGAGGUCGGCGUCUGUGCUGCUGGGGCUGUUGUGCUCCCGCAUCCUCCCUCAGCUCUGGCCAUAACUAUUACUUCCAUAGACACCUCUCUCUUUCCCUCUCUCUCUCUUGAUCUGUUCCUCAUCGAUUAGCAACACUACAAUUAUUACUAUUACAUCUUUUUAUUGUUCCUCGACAUCACAUCGUCUUGUCUUCAUCCUUUCCCAUGUUCGCGUCCUUGCAUCCUCUUAGAUAAUCUCAGCAAGUUUUUAAUCCUUUAUUCAGCCAUUGAGUCGCUCCCCAUCCACACGAUUAUCAACAGUACCACCACCAUCAUCCAUCUGCCACUACUACUGAUUACUGCAACCAAUACAAUCUCUACUACUAUUACUACUACUACUACUACUACUACUAUUAUUACUACUACUACUACAACCCUCUAUGCUCCCCUUGGUUUCCCUGCCGAAGGAGGUCUUCUGAAGGUGCAACAAGCAUGGCGUCCUUCUGGCUCUUCACGCCCCUUCUGCUGGUGCUCCUGCUACUCCUGCUGCUGCUGCUUCCUCUGCUGGCUUUCGUCAGUGCUGAUGAGGGGUCAAGUGGGCGCAUCAGCCAGAGUCCCGCCCCGCCUGAUUUCGCACACCCUGCCCACAACCUGACGGCGGUGGAGGGGCAGGAGGUGACCCUGGCCUGCUCCGUCACCAACCUGCACGGCUACCAACUGGCGUGGGUGCAUGAGGACACCCAGACCAUCUUGAGUGUGGGGGACCAGCUUUACACGCAGAGCCCUCGCCUAUCCCUGAGCACUGACCAGCACGGGGCAGAGCUCACCCUGUCCCCUGUGUUGGCUGAGGACCGAGGGUGGUACAUGUGCCAGCUGAACACCGGGCCCAUGACUUACACCAGAAGCUACUUGCAGGUACUAGUGGCCCCCGCUUUAGAGGAAUGGUCUGGGGCGUACGUAGAGGCGCGGGAAGGAUCUAAGGUUUUCCUGAUCUGCCGUGCCCGCGCCUACCCCCCCGCACGGACCACCUGGCGAAGGGCAGACGCAGAUCCCAUCUUCCGGUCACCACGAAUAGUGUGGGAGGUGGACGGGGAGGAGCUGGAGUUCCCCUCGGUGCGGCGGGAGCAGGGUGGCGCCUACACCUGCCGGGUGGACAACAAGGUCACCGCGCCAGUCAGCCGCACCACCCACGUCACCGUCACCUACGCUCCGGUGCUGUGGCUAGGACGGGAGAUGGUGGGCGUGAGGGAAGGUGCCAGUGUUACUCUAAACUGCUCCAGCGAAGCCAACCCGCCGCCAAGACAUUACUGGACGGUCAACAGAUCCAACAUCACCACCGGUGAAAAGUACCAGGUGGAUGAGACGCGCACGGCCACAAGGACCCAGGUGCAGCUGACCAUACGGCAGGUGGGGCGGGAGGACUUCGCCAGCUACGCCUGUCACGCCUUCAAUCCCACGGGGCACGCACGGGGCACCAUCAAGCUGUACGAGAUUCGGGAGCAUAUUGUGACGCACCCCACCACAGCCCCGCUGCCGUCCAUGCUCCCGACUCGCCGCACCCACACAGAUAUCUUUCGUCGUCUACCGGAGCGUCCUAACACCACCCUGCAGGAUCCCCGAGAAAGGAAACACUCCAGGCUGAAGACCAACCGCAUUCCUGGGGACUGGGGCGGGACGUCUGGUGGGCAGCAUUACCCGGGCAUCAUCAUCCCCACCGCCACCAUCACCACCACCCACAGGAAAGAAGGCAGCUUCCCUGGGAGGAUAAACUUCCACCAAAGAAGUGGAGUCAACGGGUCUUCUUCGGCAGGAAACUCCUUUUGUGGCGGAAUGAGGGGGAUUGGAUGCUUCUCUUGGCCUCUCCCUUCAGCUUUGUGUCAUACGCUCCUCGCUUUCGCCCUGCCAAUGGUGCUAAUAGAAUGGUGAAAAGAAAUAGUGAAAUGCAAUGCCUUGAGUGUCCGGUCUGUGGUGCUGAAGUUGAAACGUUGGUUUUGUGAAGAUUCAUGAAGGUUUGUUUCGUUGCUGAGUCUUGGGGAAGUGAUCGAGAAGCGAGAAGAGUGGAGAAAAGAGAAUUGGUAGUGUACAUAUAUAUAUAUAUAUAUAUAUAGUACAGUGCAUUUGAAGCGAAAUUAAUGAAUGGGUAUAGUAAAGUAUAGUACAUUGCAAGGAUAAAAGUGCAUGAUGCGUAAUCUAAUGUGUUUAUGUGUGUUUGUGUGUAUAGCGUUGAUAUAGGAGCUUUCAUUUCCUUCUUUCUCUCAUAAGUAAUUCAAGCAGUAAGGAGGACGUGGAUGUGUUCUAGUCUUCAUUAUAUACAUUGAUUGAUUUGUGAAGCGGUAAAGGGAAGACAUUGACAAAUAAGAAAAAUAAUGAAAUCCAUUGAAACAUAUCAAAAAAGCAAUAAAAACACAAAAAAAAAGAAAAAACAAAACAAAACAAAACUAGUAAUUAUGAAGUGGUGUGCCUCUGUCAUACUUCUUUGAUUUACUGAUUUACCUAUUACACUCAGGCUAAAAUCAGUUCAUGGAAGAUAAAUAAAUAUUUUCGUGUU